Molecule: messenger RNA, 420 nt
Organism: Charadrius vociferus (killdeer)
Lineage: Eukaryota; Metazoa; Chordata; Aves; Charadriiformes; Charadriidae
Gene: CPLX3
Product: complexin 3
Exons: 3
Coding region: 1-420 (139 amino acids)
Biological process (GO): regulation of neurotransmitter secretion; synaptic vesicle exocytosis; neurotransmitter transport
Cellular component (GO): SNARE complex; terminal bouton
Molecular function (GO): syntaxin binding
Source: RefSeq, a predicted model, not a curated record
AUGGCGUUCAUGGUGAAGAGCAUGGUGGGGGGGCAGCUGAAGAACCUGACGGGCGGCCUGGGCGGCGAGGAGAAGAGCGAGAGCGAGAAGUCUCCGGCCGAGGCGCAGGGCAUGACCCGCGAGGAGUACGAAGAAUAUCAGCGGCAGCUGGUGGAGGAGAACAGGAGGACGGCUGGGAGCCCCGGGGACCAACCCAACGAAACGGAUGACAACCAGAUCCAGCUGGUGGGAGGCGACGUGGAGCUGCCCAAAGAGCUGGCCAAGAUGAUCGAGCAGGACAACGAGGAGGAGGAAGAGAAGAACUCGGUGAUCAGCCAGCUCAGCAACAUCCAGAACCUGGACCUUGAUUCCUUGAAAGACAAAGCUUCGGCCACGCUAGAGGACCUGAAGCAAUCGGCUGAGAAAUGCGUCGUGAUGUGA